Messenger RNA from Aphis gossypii (cotton aphid), 1025 nucleotides. Its product is annotated as transmembrane protein 138. NCBI's taxonomy places the organism in Eukaryota, Metazoa, Arthropoda, Insecta, Hemiptera, Aphididae. Gene Ontology annotation, cellular component: cilium. The record is from RefSeq and is a predicted model, not a curated record. The transcript is spliced from 6 exons. The coding region runs from base 16 to 618 and encodes 200 amino acids.
UACCGUUGUUGUACGAUGAUGUUCACUGGACGGAAACGAAUGGCGUGGCGAACAGACGUUGCUAUAGGGACCGCGGUGUCCGCCGGCACUCACGGGAGGUCGGUCGAAGGAAUGCAACUGUCAGAGUUUAGGUACACCCUGGUGCUGGUCGUCCAGCUGGCGCUCCUCGUCAUCGACCUGUUGUUCAACACGUUCAUCCACCGGUACCUGGCCAACACGGGCAUCUCGAUUUUGCUAUUCGUGCUCCAAGACAUCGGUCAACUGGUCGCCAUCGCCGUGUUGCUCAUCACGUUCUUCCAGACAAAUAUAUUUCAGGCCGGUUUUAUUGUGCUGCUGUUCAACGAGUUCCGGUCGACCAUCAUUACCGGAAUCGGUUAUUUUGUUUUAACCCUGUUCGUGCAAGUGUGGACUCUGUCAAACCGCUUCAAGGGCCAGGUGUACUUCUAUUGGCCAGAUGGACUUUACGUAUUUUUUGUCUUACAUAAGUUCACUUCAUGUUUGCAUUACUACUUGUAUAAAAGAACAGCUCUAUGUAUAUCAGAUCCUAAAUUUUACACUGAUGAAUGGAUUAACCAUCGCAUAAAUCAAGAAUCAGAACAGAGAAGUCCUAAAUAUUGAUGAAAUUGGAUGUACUAUACUACUAUUGUAAAACAUGUAGUCAAUGGUAUGCAUAACUUCGCCUUCGCCUCCACGAAUCUUCCAAGAAGUGUACAGCGGUUCUGAGCCAGACAACUUAUAAGCACUAUCUAGUGGUAAAUAAGAACAACUGCACAUGGUACUGUAAACUGGUUCUGUAGGUUCUGCAUUAAAAUCACCACAAACAAUUGUUGGACGUCCAGCUGCAUGGGAAGAUAUGAAUUGCAGCAAAUCUUUCCCUUGUUCAUUUCGCAAGGUUGAUAACAAUGCUCCUUUACGAGCUUUUAAAUGCGUAGUAGCAACGCAUAACUCUUUUUGUGUAUUUUUAUCUUUAAGUAUCAACAGUAAUGACACCUUAAAAAUAUAUGAUAUUAAAAAUACUUAAAUAA